Musa acuminata subsp. malaccensis (wild Malaysian banana) is the source of this 1411-nucleotide messenger RNA. RefSeq lists its product as uncharacterized. NCBI's taxonomy places the organism in Eukaryota, Viridiplantae, Streptophyta, Magnoliopsida, Zingiberales, Musaceae. The record is from RefSeq and is a predicted model, not a curated record.
AUCUUAUGAGACAGUGAUUCACGAUAUUUAUAAAAACCAGUUAUCAUUUAACUGAAGUCACGGGGACCUGACUUGGAACCAGUGGCGUGCACUCCAGGUGGUCCAUUGAACAUGCGCCAGCCUCAACUGGCCAAGAGACGAUAGGGAGAUGCUAACAAGCAUUGAAAUCUGACAAUAUCUCAAACCUCACAUCUCAUUGGUCCUUUUCUUCCCAAUCUAUGCUCUUACAGAUAGCUUUCGCUGGGACAUGAUAAAUUUGCCUUCUUUGAGACCUAGAGAGAGGGAGAAAGACAGAGAAGGGAUGGUUGAGGUUGCAGCAGCAGCUGCAGCAGCUGGUGGAUCUUCCAGCCUCAGCAGACUUCCCCUUGUCCGUGGAGGAGCUGCAGGUAGUAGAAGAGACGCUGCCAUUUGGAGAUGGCCGAAGAGGAAGGAGGAGAUGGCCAGCACCAAGAAGCACAGAUUGCAUCACCGGUCUCAUCCUCCACCCCUUCCAACUGCAGCCAGGAGCUCAGCCAAUGACGCCAACAUCAGUGGCUUCGAUUCCCAGCCCGGCGUCGUCACCUUCUCCUCCAACAUCUCCACCGACAUUCCCCUCCACGAAACUCCCGGGGUCUCCUUUGAUGAAUACCUCUGCGAUCGACCUCGAGUCUUCCGAGCCAUGUUUCCAGACAAACGAAGAAGCAAGAGACUGAAUGAUGAAGAGUGGAGGAUACAGAUGCUGCCGAUCCACUUCCUCUUUGCAUCGGCGAACCCGGUUGUCGUCAUGCGGCUGAGACACAAAUCCAGUGGGGAAGAUUACCCGCCCGGUGUCCCUGGACAUGCCACCAGUGUCCUGGAGCUUCAAGCUACCAGGUGGGAGCUCCAAGGCCUCCAGGACAUCCAGAUGCCACCACAUUUUGCUCUCAGUGUCCAGGGAGUGCUGUAUCCAGAUCGGAGCAGCAGCAGCAGGAGGCUCAAGGGUCAUCUGGAGAUGGGCAUCAGCAUGAUCCUUCCUCCGGUCCUUCAAUUAGUCCCAGAAGAUGUCCUCAGAAGUAUUGCUGAUACUCUUCUGAGUAGACUGUUAAAGAAGAUGAAGCACGAAGUGGAUGUCGGCCUGAUCUCGGACUAUGCCAAGUUCCGGAGAGAGAAACUGAAGAAACAUGGAGCUGCAGCUCAAACUCCAGCAACUUCUUCUGAGCCGAGAGGGAUCUCCUGAGCUUGAAGUCAACGAAGUCUGUACCUGUCCACAAAACAGAAGAAGAAAUCUCGUGAUCUCAUUUGUUUUCUGACGAAAAAUUCUUGUUCAACGCGUUCUUCAAUAUAUCUCAAGAUACCAAAACAACGCAGCAAAAUGUAUGGCAUGGAAAAAUUAGUGUACAAAAGAAGCUGCAGCAAUGGAUCAACAAUUUUAAUGGUGAUCAAGAUAAUGAUA